CGCAUUGAAUAGUAUUAUAGCGGGAGACGACAAGCAGCACUCACAGGCGGUAGCCAAAUUAGCCAUGGUGGAUACAGCUAGAGAGUUUCUCCAGAAUAUCACUGCCGGCGAACUAGCCGAUCGCGUGUCGCAGCUACGCUUCGCGCCGCAUAAACCUCAUGCGGAGCCCAGCUUCUACGAGUAUUCAAUCCUCCGAGGUGUCCGCCUCGACUCGGUCCGACUCGAUUCAACACUUUACUGCUCUUUCACUGUCCCCGCUCGUCUCACCGAUAGAAAUGGAAAGUUGAGUGCGGGGGCGAUUGCGUCAUUGGUUGAUGAAAUCGGUGCAGCGGCGAUCCAUAAGUGUGGCAAACCCAUGGAUGUUUCGGUAGACAUGUCGAUCUCCUAUAUUUCCGAUGCUAAGAUGAAUGACGAAUUGGAGAUUACCUCUCGUUGUUUAGGCCAGCGUGGUAACUACCAUAGCACAGGCGUGCUCAUACGUAACAGGACAACUGGAGAGGUUGUUGCUCAAGGCCGCCAUUCCUUAUUUAGUUUACCUGUCACUGCCAGCAAACUGUGAGACUGCUUAACUCAGUUGGGUUAGAAAUGCGUCCAAUAAAUACAUGUUAAGUUUGUUUCAUCAUGAAUCUCGUCAUUGUUUAUACAAAUAUGUACAUAUAUGUGUAUGGGGAUAUACUAAAUAAGUCCAAAUUCCACGAUACCGAACGGGGGCCUUAGAGAAAUCGAUUGUUUUAAAGUAGUUUGAAGUUA
Salvia hispanica is the source of this 750-nucleotide messenger RNA. RefSeq lists its product as uncharacterized. Gene Ontology annotation, molecular function: fatty acyl-CoA hydrolase activity. The record is from RefSeq and is a predicted model, not a curated record. NCBI's taxonomy places the organism in Eukaryota, Viridiplantae, Streptophyta, Magnoliopsida, Lamiales, Lamiaceae.